This is a messenger RNA of Oryza sativa Japonica Group (Japanese rice), 947 nucleotides long. RefSeq lists its product as uncharacterized. The record is from RefSeq and is a predicted model, not a curated record. NCBI's taxonomy places the organism in Eukaryota, Viridiplantae, Streptophyta, Magnoliopsida, Poales, Poaceae.
AAAGUGGUUACUGUGCAGAGGUCAAGCCACACACACACACACUGAUACACAGAUCGGCAGAAAGGAAGGAGAAGCAGCCAAGCAGAGGCCCCGGUCUUGUCACCGGAAAGAGAGAAAAAGAGAAGUGAAAUUGAGGAAGAGGAGGAGAAUGUGAUGGCGCAGCAGCAGCGGCGGCGGCGGCGCGGGGGCUCUCUCGCCGUGCUCCUCCUCCUCCUCCUCCUCGCGGCGCUGCUGCUCUCCCUCUCCCUCCUCGCUCGCGUCGACGCCGCCGCCACGGUUUCGUCAGCGAAUCUCGAUUGGAAUGAGGGAGAGGUGGCGGUGGCGACUCCGCUAGGACAGGAGGCGGUGGCGGCGGCGGAGGAGGAGGGUGACCGGCCGCCGGAGAGGGUGGAGAUGGAGUCCAUCAACGACUACGGCCAAGCCAGCGCCAACAACCGCCACAACCCGCAUCCGUGACAUGACCUGCCAACCGGAGCUGGAUCUUAAUUAGCUACUACUAGUUAAUUAUCUAUGCAAUGUUCUCCUCAUUAUCUAAAAAAAAUGUAAUGUGUUCUCCUCAGUAUAAUACUCUCUCCGUCCUACAAUAUAAGAGAUUUUAAUUUUUUAUUUGUAACGUUUGACCACUCGUCUUAUUCAAUUUUUUUUGCAAAUAUAAAAAACGAAAAGUUGUGCUUCAAGUACGGUAGAUAAUAAAGCAAGUCACAAAUAAAAUAAAUAAUAAUUUUAAAAAAUUUUGAAUAAAAUAAGUGGUCAAACGUUACAAACAAAAAUUCAAAAUCCCUUAUAUUAUAGGACAGAGGAGAGAGAGUACUUGUUAGUGCCAAGCUCACACACCACUCUCCCUGCUGGUCAACCUGUACUUGUAGAGGCAUGCAUGUACCUUCACCUUUGCUUCGUUUUCGUAUUAGAAAGAGAGAUCAAGAGAAGCAUCGAUUUCUAGCUUUGUA